Molecule: messenger RNA, 459 nt
Organism: Colletotrichum spaethianum
Lineage: Eukaryota; Fungi; Ascomycota; Sordariomycetes; Glomerellales; Glomerellaceae
Exons: 2
Coding region: 1-459 (152 amino acids)
Cellular component (GO): nucleolus
Source: RefSeq, a predicted model, not a curated record
AUGCCGCUAGACGAGUACGCAUCGGCUGUCGGCGGCGGUCUCAAGCUGAAGGGCGCCAAGGUCGGUAAGCCCAAGAAGAAGAAGAGAAGAGAGAAGAGCGACCUCGAGAAGAACCUGGAGACGGGCGACGAAGGCGGCGGCACGAGCGGCGCGCUGGUGAAGCACCGCGACGAGGCUGCUGGCGAGGACGACGAUAGGAAAAAGAAGUCCAAGAAGCGGGGCGGGAGCCAGGACCCGGAGGCCGAGGAGGAUCGGGACGACGACGGUCCGGUCGUACAGAAGACGGAGGCGGAGCGGCGGUACGAGGAGAGGAAGCGUAAGAGGCUCCUCGAACUCGCCGAGUCGUCCAGCUCCCGGCCCGAGCUGCUCAAGACGCACAAGGAGCGGGUCGAAGAACUCAACACCUACCUGUCCAAGCUGAGCGAGCACCACGACAUGCCCAAGAUCGGACCUGGCUAA